CUGGACGCUCAAGUGGGCUGGUCCCCAUAUUCUUCCAGCACCAAAAGCAUCUACAUGCACCACAUAUCUCCUCUGUGAUAUUUUUAAGCAUCGCACACCAUCGCUUUCCACGCAACGCUCAUCCGUAGUCAUCUCACGCGUAUAUGAAUUUACACCGUCCAGUGUCCAGUUGACCUACAUUCCAGCAAUCACCACCACCGUAUGGAAGUAUGGAGAAACGAAAGUCUGAUAGAAAAAAGCGAGAGUCUCCUACGGAAUCAGAGAAAUCCGAACAACCGAAAGAUUCGGUGGAGCAGGUGGUACAACAAGUAGAAGAACUGAACUGUUUCUUUGAUCUGAGAACGAAACGUGGCCAGAUAUUGUUCUUCACUGUUACCAUACUAGCGGCCACAUUGACGCAAUGUCUUCCAAAGGAUGCCCUUGCAAAUAUUCUUCAAACGAAGGAACAAAGCGGUAAUCGAAAUGUGGCUCAACCGAAUGUGGAAUGUAAACCAGAAGUUAAGAUUGUUGAAAAGGUAACACCAUCAGUAGCAGAGAAUCGUCCAAAAUAUUGGAUCUACGGGCGCAAUCCGAAUGGUGAUCACUUGAUACACGUGAAGAAUGUGCUACAGCGACUGGGGAUAGAACAAGUGGAUAAUGAUACGGCAGAUUGGGACCUGCUGUGGGCUCACGAUUACCCCUUCCGAAAGGUGAACCUGUAUCACUUGAAACCCCAUCAGUUGGUGAAUCAUUUCCCAGGAUCAGGAUACAUAACGAAUAAGGUGGAUUUAUCCACAACGGAGAUGAAGUAUAUUCCGAAGGCAUUCAAAUUGCCAAAUGAGGAAGAGAAGUUUAGGAAGUAUGCAGAGGAGAAUCCAAAUAAGCGCUUCGUUCAGAAGAAUAACCAACAUCGACAUAUCCAAAUCAGAAAGUUGGAAGAAAUCGACUUUGGGAGCAACGAUACGUUCAUCCAAGAGUUCAUCGAUCAUCCUCUCUUGGUAGAUGGUUACAAGUUCGAUAUCGGAGUUUAUACGGUUAUAACAUCGAUAGAUCCCCUGCGGGUGUACAUUUACAAAGGUGACAUUCUGUUCCGAUACUGUCCAGUCAAAUACUAUCCAUUUGACUCGAACAAUCUGGACAAAUACAUCGUCGGUGAUGAUUACUUACCAACAUGGGAAGUUCCUGCACUGAAGCCGUACUACACUAAGCAAGGGUUUGGAAUGAAAGAAUCAUUCGAUGCGUACGUUCGAAGUACCGGGCGUGACCCAACAAUCAUCUGGGAACAGGUUGAAGAUGCCAUUCGUUUGGCAAUCCUCAAGAAAGAAUCUCUACUGGUGGGAAUUCUUCCGCGAUACGCCAGCAAACGUAACUUCUUCGAAAUGAUGCGUUUCGACCUUGUAGUAGACGACAAGCUUCGUGUAUUCCUCAUGGAAGCCAACAUGAGUCCGAAUCUCUCUUCCUCUCACUUCAAACCGAAUCGUUUGCUGUACGAACAGGUGAUCUACAACUUCCUACGAAUGGUCGGUGUGGGAUCGGAUCUACGGAGAGAUUCCUUCCGAAAACGAUCCACCGAUGCGGAAGCAAUGAUCUCUUCCCUCAAGAACAUCGUUGUGGAGGCGAAUCGAUGUGCAGACGGCCCUUGUUCGGAGUCAUGCGCCCCCAAGGAAUGUGCUUUGUGCAUUAGCUGCCUCAGUGGCGGAGAUUUGAGAGAACUGUACGCAGCUUAUCGGGAACACUUGAACCGUGGUGAUAUGAAGCGAAUUUUCCCAGUGCCAAAGGCUGAUCGCCAAAUAUUUGAGGAGCACGCAGCAGAUCUGAGUACAAAAAACCGCUGGAUGAGUCACUGGUUUGAUGCGAAAUGCGAGGUGGACACAUCGUACUGUUAUUAGAACAAGCAUUCCAGAAGAAGAAGAAAGUUUUAACACGAAUGUACUUAACUUAGAAUCAUAGGUUUUAACUUAGUUGUAGGCAUCGGGAACCUGUUAAACUUUAGCAAUAAAUAAACAUCAACAUAUCAAAU
This is a messenger RNA of Ochlerotatus camptorhynchus, 1999 nucleotides long. It is a transcript of the gene TTLL15, whose product is annotated as tubulin tyrosine ligase-like 15. NCBI's taxonomy places the organism in Eukaryota, Metazoa, Arthropoda, Insecta, Diptera, Culicidae. The transcript is spliced from 3 exons. The coding region runs from base 210 to 1868 and encodes 552 amino acids. Gene Ontology annotation, biological process: protein modification process. The record is from RefSeq and is a predicted model, not a curated record.